AUGAGAUGCAGAGUUUGGUCCGAGGCGCGUGUGUACUCUAAGGUCAACAAUGAAAAGAACGAGGAUUAUUGGAAUUAUGAGGAUGCUGCUGUAACCUGGUCCAAUAAUGUCAAAGAUUAUGAGAUCGAGAUGAAAGUAGGUCGUGGUAAAUACAGUGAAGUGUUUCAAGGUGUUCAAUUAGCCUCUAGAAAACAUAUAGUUAUCAAAAUGCUAAAACCUGUGAAGAAAAAGAAGAUCAGAAGAGAAAUUAAAAUAUUAACUAACUUAUCCAACGAGAAAAAUCCACCUACUGCGCAAGAGUUUAAUAGAGACCUCUAUUUUUCAAAUAGAGAUGAAAAUAUACUGAAACAGAUAAGGCCUUAUAUUUAUGAGCUACCCCAUCAUGGCCAUGAAAACAUAAUUCAACUAUUUGAUGUGAUAAGAGAUCCUAUUUCUCGAACUCCAGCAUUGGUAUUUGAGCAUGUCAAUAACAUGGACUUUAGAGUACUCUAUCCGAAGCUCUCAGACAUAGAUAUCAGAUAUUACAUGUUUGAACUGCUGAAGGCACUGGAUUAUUGUCAUUCUAUGGGUAUCAUGCACAGAGAUGUCAAACCACAUAAUGUUAUGAUAGACCACAAACAGCGUAAACUAAGGCUAAUUGACUGGGGCCUUGCUGAGUUUUACCAUGUUAAUAUGGAGUACAAUGUAAGAGUUGCCUCAAGGUUUUUUAAGGGACCAGAAUUAUUAGUUGAUUACAGAAUGUACGAUUACUCUUUGGAUUUAUGGUCAUUUGGUACUAUGCUGGCGUCAAUGAUAUUUCAGAAGGAGCCAUUUUUCCACGGAACUAGUAACACUGACCAACUUGUUAAGAUUGUGAGAGUGCUAGGUAGUGACGAUUUCGAAAAAUACCUAAUCAAAUAUCAGAUAACACUCCCAAGGGAAUUCCAUGAUAUGGAUCAGUAUAUAAGAAGACCAUGGUACAGGUUUGUAAAUGAUCAAAAUAGACAUCUGAGUGACAACGAAGAUGUUAUUGACCUACUUGAUAAUUUACUAAGAUACGAUCACCAAGAAAGACUUACUGCUAAGGAAGCAAUGGGCCAUCCUUGGUUUGAACCAAUCAGAAGAGCAGAAACAAAGGAGUGA
Messenger RNA from Nakaseomyces glabratus, 1122 nucleotides. RefSeq names its product casein kinase 2 catalytic subunit CKA1 (gene CKA1). NCBI's taxonomy places the organism in Eukaryota, Fungi, Ascomycota, Saccharomycetes, Saccharomycetales, Saccharomycetaceae. Gene Ontology annotation, cellular component: protein kinase CK2 complex; cytosol; nucleus. Gene Ontology annotation, biological process: peptidyl-serine phosphorylation; regulation of transcription by RNA polymerase III; peptidyl-threonine phosphorylation. Gene Ontology annotation, molecular function: ATP binding; protein serine/threonine kinase activity. The record is from RefSeq and is a predicted model, not a curated record.